UUUUUCAGGUGAUAUAAGCUCCCUCUAUAAACAGUGGAAAAAAGUUCGAGACCGUUAUGUUCGUGAAAAACGAAAAUUGCGUAUGGCUGGCAAUGCAAGCAAUGAAGUUUCUAAUUGGGAAUUUUUUCGUGAUUUGAUGUGGAUUGACCCUUUUUUGGAUGAAAGAGCAGCUCAAGUUAAACGAAAACGUGAAAGUAGUGAAGCGUCGGGAGGAGAGGAUGAGCAAAUUUAUUUAAAUGACAGUUUUUCUUCGUCUACAACUGCUAUAAAUUUUUCUAAUGGCAUCAAUUCUUUACAACAUGAUGAUUUGGGGACAUCACAAAUGUCUUCUCAUCAUUCACAACAACAGCAAAUUCAAAAUCCUUAUACAAUGAUGUCAAUUCAACAGCCACAACAACAACCUCUAGAAUCAAUUCAACACCCUUCUUUUAACUUUGGACAUCAAUUACAACAAUUAGUCAGACUUCAGCAACACCCACCAAUGCAAAAUAAUACAAAUUCAAAUAUUGUUGUGGGACAUUCACUUACUGGAUUACACCAAGUUCAACAACAGCAUCAGAAUUUAUCAAGAAUUCGUCCAGCAUCACUUUUAAAUGAUUCAAUAGGUUUAGUAACCUCCUCAUCUGUUCAAAAUAAUUCAAAUCAACAAUUAAUGAUACCACUUCAACAACAACAAUCAAUACCUUUAAAUACUAACAAUUUUUCUCAACUUGAUACAAGCAAUUCAAUUAAUGUUAGUGAACGUCCAAAUGAUCCAACAACUUUACAAAAACAGCAACAACAUUUAAUUUUACCUCAACAACAACCAUCAAUGGUCGAUGGAGAAAGAGCUUUUGCACACAGUGUUGUUGCCGAUUUGCUUUGCCUUCCAGAACAUGCACGUAUUAUGGCAAAGGCACAAAUUCAACAUUUGUUAGAAAAUUCAAAAAUUACAAUUGUUAAGGCAUAG
Molecule: messenger RNA, 949 nt
Organism: Meloidogyne enterolobii
Lineage: Eukaryota; Metazoa; Nematoda; Chromadorea; Rhabditida; Meloidogynidae
Source: the annotation of a GenBank genome assembly